AUGGAACACUUGAGGGAUCCAUUCAAGGGAGUUAAGAAUGAUCUUAGAGCAAGGCUAGCUUGCUACAAGAAAGAUUGGCUCGACGCCCUCGAAUCGGGAUCGAGGAUCAUUGCCCCGACGACGUAUAUUUUCUUCGCCUCGGCGCUCCCCGUGAUCGCCUUCGGCGAGCAAUUAAGCCGUUCGACGCAUGGGAUUUUGGGCACGUCCGAGACGCUUGCUUCGACUACGCUAUGCGGGAUUAUCCACGCGAUCUUCGGUGGCCAGCCGCUGCUGAUUUUAGGGGUCGCGGAGCCGACGAUUAUAAUGUACCGAUACUUGUAUGAAUUCGCUGAGAAGGGCCUCGGCGAGGAGAUGUUCUUACCGUGGACGGGAUGGGUAUGUGUUUGGACAGCCCUGUUGCUGUUCCUUCUCGCCACAUUCGGCGCUUGCGCCGUCAUCACUCGAUUCACGAGAGCUUCCGGCGAAGUCUUCGGCAUGUUGAUCACCAUUCUUUUCAUUCAAGAAGCGAUCAAGGGCGUCGUAAGCGAAUUCCGAGUUCCAGAAAGCGUCGAUGCAGCCGAGGUGCGGAUCGAAUUCCAGUGGCUCUAUGUCAAUGGCCUUCUCGCGGUUAUAUUCUCUUUCGGGUUGCUUAUAACCGCCCUGACUAGCCGGAAAGCUCGAUCGUGGCACUAUGGCGCAGGCUGGAUCAGGAGUUUCGUCGCCGACUAUGGUGUCGCUCUGAUGAUCGUGGUAUGGACUGCGUUGUCCUACGCCGUUCCUGGAAAAGUUCCCGGCGGUGUUCCCAGACGCCUCGUCUAUCCUCUUCCUUGGGAGCCGGCAUCGUUGCGCCAUUGGACCGUGAUUAAGGACAUGGGAAAGGUACCGGCGGGGUAUGUUUUUGGAGCGUUCGUUCCGGCGCUGAUGAUCGCCGGACUGUACUUUUUCGAUCACAGCGUAGCGUCGCAGCUGGUGCAGAAGAAGGAGUUCAAUCUCAAGAAACCGUCGUCGUAUCACUACGACGUUUUUUUACUCGGGAUUUUGACUUUGCUUUGCGGAUUGCUCGGGCUUCCUCCGUCGAACGGUGUCCUUCCGCAGUCGCCAAUGCAUACGAAGAGCCUCGCCGCGCUCAAGAGGCAGUCGAUGCGGAGGAAAAUGGCGGAGUGCGUGAAGGAGGGAACGAACGCGAAUGCGACGCCGUCGGAGAUCUACGAACGAAUGCGGCGGGCAUUUGUCAAGAUCGACGACGAUUCGAAAGACGAAGAUUUUGAGGAUUUGAAGGAAGCUAUAUCGGGCUACGGGAACGAAAAUCACGCCGUGAGCGCAAUCGAUUAUGAAAGAUGCAUCGACCUCUACUUGCCGGUCCGUGUGAGCGAACAACGCGUUACUAAUUUGCUGCAGUCUUUGCUCGUCGGGCUUGCCAUGGCGGCGAUGCCGGUGAUCAAGAUGAUUCCGAGCUCCGUUUUGUGGGGAUACUUUGCGUACAUGGCGAUCGAUAGCCUCCCGGGGAACCAGUUAUGGGAGCGCGUUCGACUUCUUUUUGUUCCCGGAGAUCUACGUCGAAAAGUCUUACACGGCUUCCACGCAUCGUAUGCGCGGUCCGUGCCAUAUAAACACAUUGCGGGAUUCACGAUCGGGCAGGGUUUGUAUCUCAUGCUAUGCUUCGGAGUUACGUGGAUUCCGUAUCUCGGGAUAUUGUUCCCGGUGUUGUUUUUUGUGCUGAUCGUCGUAAGACUACACCUUCUCCCGAAGGUGUUCCCGGCUCGAUAUCUCCAAGAACUCGACCCGGCCGAGCAUGUCUCGCACGUUAUUUCGGAAAAAUCUAUCGGAGUUUUGUAA
This is a messenger RNA of Andrographis paniculata, 1815 nucleotides long. Its product is annotated as boron transporter 4-like. Gene Ontology annotation, molecular function: solute:inorganic anion antiporter activity. The record is from RefSeq and is a predicted model, not a curated record. Bases 1 to 1815 code for a protein of 604 amino acids. Gene Ontology annotation, cellular component: plasma membrane. NCBI's taxonomy places the organism in Eukaryota, Viridiplantae, Streptophyta, Magnoliopsida, Lamiales, Acanthaceae. The transcript has 10 exons. Gene Ontology annotation, biological process: monoatomic ion homeostasis; monoatomic anion transport; transmembrane transport.